GGCUCAAGGAGCCACUGAGCAAACAGCUUUUCAGAGAGCUUCAACUCAGCUGUCAGAGGGGGCAGUUUGGUCUCUCUGCAAGCAAUACUCACAUUCCAAACUGCAUUAGGGAAAAGCUGGUGGGGGUUUAUGCAUUUUUAUUAUCAGUUCCAGACUAGGAAUUUGAUGCUAAUUUUUUCUUAAAGCCUGCGUUUGCAGUAGAGUUUAUAUUCUAAAACAAAGCCAGGAUUGUGAUGUUUUUCUCUCACUAGCUUGCUCUUCUUUAUCUUUUCUUUUUUUUUCCUCCCCUUGGCUUUACUCCAAGGACCUUUUCUGCUUGUUUGUUACACUCUCAAGAUGAAGCACUGGAUGGUUACAGCAGUGCUGGUAGCACUGGUACAGGUUUCUCAGAGUUUCCCUGCCUUGUACCACCGAGGUUGGUGGAGGCUGCUAAGGGAAGGAGAUAGUUGUGGAAAAUGCGAUUUGACGCUUUGCUCUGAGCCUAAAGAUUGUCCAGCCGGGACUGUGUUGGAUCGUUGUGGCUGCUGUCUGGAAUGUGGGAAUGUGGAAGGUCAGAUCUGCGACUUGGACCAGGGCAAUCAUUUUUAUGGGCAGUGUGGGGAUGACCUCGAGUGCAGGCUGGAUGCUGAUGAAGCAAGGUUUGGGGAAGUCCCCGAACCCCAGUGUGUGUGCAAGUCUCAAGAGAGCAUCUGUGGACCCGAAGGGAAAACCUACGAGAACAUCUGUCAAUUCAACAAGGCUUAUGCUGCAAAAAGAAAUAUCAGCAUGAAACAUAAAGGGCCAUGUGAAUCAGCUCCUGUUAUUUCUAUGCCACCUCAGGACACCCAGAAUUACACAGGCAAUGAUGUCAUUUUUGGCUGUGAGGUGUCAGCCUAUCCUAUGCCACACCUUGAAUGGAAAAAGAAGGGGAAUAAAAUGUUUCUGCCAGGAGAUGACACCCACGUCUCAGUUCAGGCAAGAGGUGGGCCUCAGAAGUAUGGUGUGACAGGUUGGCUGCAGAUUCAAGGACUCAAAAAGUCAGAUGAAGGCAUUUACAUCUGCCACACCAGAAAUAAGUAUGGUGCAACAUAUGCUUCUGCAAGACUGAAAGUCGUUGAUGACCCAUCUCCUCCAUUUGCAUUUACUGCUGGCAGUAGAAGUGCAAGCUACAGCAUUGAAUAUGAGGACUAUUAUGACAAUUCUGAUGAAGAAGAUGACGAAGAAUAUGAAUCCGGGGACUAUGAUAAUGGAAAUGACUCUGAAUAAUAAUUUUUAUACAUCUGUUGUCCAAUACCUUUCACACUGUUAUAUUUACCAGUAAUCUCUGUGCUGUAAAUGGCUCCUCUGAUAACACAUAUAUAUCCACCUUCCUGAAAUUCAGCUUUGGAUAAAGUGUAUCAUGCUACUCAACAUGCACCUUUCUACUAGAUAUACCAAAGGCAUCAAAUCUUAUGUUAAUUUUAAAAUUAUUUUAUAAUUUCUUUCACACAUUCUAAUUUGUCUAGCAAAAAUGUCAAUAGUUAAACAAAAAUUUUACCUUGUAUCAGUUUCCUUUUUUCUAUAAUGUACUACAAAAUAUCAAAAGAUUGUUCACAUGGCAACAAGUGUAAGUAUGGAGUUUGCAAACUAGUCUUUAAUCUCCUUAGUUCCUGUUUUCUCUUAAGUUUCAGCAAGAUUUUCCUUCUCAUUUGAAAUGUUCCAUGAUUAGUCUCAUCAAAAGUGAAUUAUCUGUCUUUUAGGGGAUUAUUUUGUUUACUUUUAAUAGAUACAUGAAGCAAUCCCAGUCUAAAGCAAGUAAGUGCUGUUUUAUUGGCAAUACUCAGACAUUCCCAAAAAAGAUUCUUUGUGCAUUCAAGCAGCUGAGCACACCUUUGAACUCCUCUUUGUGACAGCUCCUGUGUUUCUCCUCACAGUUCUGGCUCCUUCCCCCAGCCCAGGGAGCGGUUCAGAGUUUGGGAUGGUUACUUCACUCUCAACAGGACGGUGUUUGGUGGCAUCACUGCAGUUUAAAAGCAGCAGUGGCUCUGUAGCUCGGUGCCUGCUCUUCAAACACGCAGAGAUCUGCCCUACAAGAGUUCCUUUAUCUUGUGCUGUGAAUGAAUUGCUCCUACUCUGACCCAUCCAUACUAUGUCCAACUAAAGCACAGCCAGCAUUGCCAGGCUGCUGGAAACGGCGGCAGGAAAGCGGGAAUCGUUCUUUCUGAAACCCACUGAACACAGGCACAUUGUUCAAAUCGAUCCACAGGAACCAGACAGCAAAGGAAACACAUUCAAAUUCCAAGUGUAGAGUGAGAAAUUUCUCCAAUUGCUUUUGUUAACUAUUUACAUGAAGGCUGGCUCUGAAUUAAUGGGUGACAGAAGACAUCAACUAUGAAAUCCACUUCUGGGGGGCACUUACACCUCUGGUUCCUAUGGGCUGAGGACAGAUGAACAGAGCUAAAUUAUUCAACAUUUAGGACUAAGGAAGCAGAAGUUCAGGCAACUGCUUGGAAAGCCUUGGUAUCCAAGGGACAAACUCACAUAGUGAUUACUGCACACACCAAGGUAACCAUGAGUUAAAUUGAUGGUGACAAGAAAGCUUCAGGGGCAGUGCUACUGUAUGCAUACACGUGUAGAAUUUUUAUGUAUAUACAAUGCAUCACAAAUUCCUUCUUUAAUGUGCUAUUUGCGCCUUUUUUGCUAUUAGAAAGAUUUUUCCUUUCAAUUUGAAUUACUUUAGGAAAUUGGCUAUAGACUGUUUGCCCUGAGGUAUUAUUGACCUUUGCCCAGGUAGCAAACAAGCAAAGAAUAAUUUAUUUCGUUUCAGACUUCACAGAGUAUUGUCAACUUGUGAGAAGAAAGCAUGUAAUUGUGUCACUGAAAAAGAUUAAUUAGUUUAAAUUAGGAGUAUGAAGUGGCUUCAUAUUUAAUUACUGAUUUUGCUUUUAUGGACUCUUCCCGGUCUUCUUAGUGAUAUGUCUAGUAACUUCUUUUGUUUAUCCACUAUAUAUUAACAUGAACAUAAAGUUAUCUGGUAGAAAUCACUGAUUAUUUCUUAUGAAACUAUUUAAUAUAUUCAGGAUCAAUUGUGAUCAGCAUUGUAAACUCAUGAAUUAGAUUAUUAAAGUCAUCACUAAAUGGUGGCAAUAUAUAUUGGCAUAGCCUGGUACAUGGCACAGAAAAUUAUCUUGAAAUUGCUAGCCACAGAAAGAAAUUAGAAUUCUUCAGGGCCUUUUGCUGUUGUAAAUGUAAAAUGAAAAACAGAAAGAAAAGAAUGUUUGAAUGAGCAAAUAUGCAGCACAACCAAAACAAAUACCAGUCUGUGAGUGCUUGGCCUGAUGGACUAUGUCUAUUUAAGAAAAGCUAACCUUCGCAGAACAAAGGAUUCUAAAUUAAAUAUGUUGCAUUUCUCUCUGUAUGUAUUUUUUAAAUAUAUUUAACAAGUUGUUGUAAAUUAUAAGCCAUUCCUUUCAGUAAGAAAACUGCAUUUUAGGAAAAAUCCUGAUGCGAUGCAAAAA
Molecule: messenger RNA, 3476 nt
Organism: Neopelma chrysocephalum (saffron-crested tyrant-manakin)
Lineage: Eukaryota; Metazoa; Chordata; Aves; Passeriformes; Pipridae
Product: kazal-type serine protease inhibitor domain-containing protein 1-like
Exons: 4
Coding region: 337-1245 (302 amino acids)
Biological process (GO): regulation of cell growth; regulation of signal transduction
Cellular component (GO): extracellular region
Molecular function (GO): insulin-like growth factor binding
Source: RefSeq, a predicted model, not a curated record